This is a messenger RNA of Argiope bruennichi, 2681 nucleotides long. RefSeq names its product pre-mRNA-splicing factor syf1 homolog (gene fand). The record is from RefSeq and is a predicted model, not a curated record. Gene Ontology annotation, cellular component: Prp19 complex; U2-type catalytic step 2 spliceosome; post-mRNA release spliceosomal complex. Gene Ontology annotation, biological process: mRNA splicing, via spliceosome; generation of catalytic spliceosome for first transesterification step. NCBI's taxonomy places the organism in Eukaryota, Metazoa, Arthropoda, Arachnida, Araneae, Araneidae. The coding region runs from base 96 to 2627 and encodes 843 amino acids. The transcript is spliced from 23 exons. Gene Ontology annotation, molecular function: protein binding.
GUCCGGAAGAACUACACUUCAUAAGUCACUUCUAAACUUUCGUUACCUCAACUUUCGAAUGUUGUAGUUGUUAACAAGUAUCGUGAUAGAUUAAUAUGAUUAAUUCAGAUAAUAAUCAGAAGAAUGUGGUGGUGGAAGAUGAAGACAUUCCAUACGAAGAAGAAAUACUACGAAAUCCGUAUUCAGUUAAGCAUUGGUUGCGGUAUAUCGAAUUUAAAAAAGAAGCUCCUAAACAUGUGAUAAAUCUUCUUUAUGAAAGAGCUCUUAGAGAAUUGCCUGGAAGUUACAUUAUUUGGCACAAGUAUUUGAAGCUGAGAAGAGCUCAAAUUCGUGGAAAAUGUGUAACAGAUCCUGCUUAUGAAGAUGUUAAUAGUGCUUUUGAAAGAGCUUUAGUUUUUAUGCACAAGAUGCCUCGAAUUUGGAUUGACUAUUGUGAAUUUUUAUCUAUACAAUGUCAAAUUACUAGAACUCGCCAUGUGUUUGAUAGAGCUUUACGAGCGUUGCCAAUCACUCAACAUCAUCGAAUAUGGCCUUUGUAUUUAAAAUUUGUGUCCUCUAAAGGCAUCCCUGAAACAGCAGUUCGAGUAUAUCGGAGAUAUUUAAAGCUAUGUAGUGAAGAUACAGAGGACUUCAUUGAAUAUUUAUUGGAAAUUAAUCGCCUUGAUGAAGCAGCUGUGAAGUUAGCUGAAAUUGUCAACAAUGAACAAUUUGUUUCAAAACAUGGGAAACCUAAACAUCAGUUAUGGAAUGAAUUAUGUGAACUGAUAUCAAAGAAUCCUGAUGAAGUACAUUCCUUGAAUGUUGAUGCUAUUAUACGAGAUGGCUUAAGACGCUUUUCUGACCAAGUAGGCCAUUUUUGGAACUGUUUAGCUGAUUAUUAUAUCAGAAGUGGCUUAUUUGAUCGAGCUCGAGAUAUUUAUGAAGAAGCUAUUACUACUGUUAUGACUGUUCGUGAUUUUACUCAAGUUUUUGAUGCAUACUCACAGUGUGAGGAAAGUCUUAUCAAAGCAAAAAUUGAAAAAGUAGAAAGGGGAGGUGCUACAGAAGAAGAAACUCUUGAAUUAGAUUUACGACUGGCAUGGUUUGAUUAUCUUUUAGAGAGGCGGCCACUGCUUUUGAACAGUGUUCUCUUGCGACAAAAUCCUCACAAUGUACAUGAAUGGCAUAGAAGAAUCAAGUUAUUAGAAGGAAAACCAAAGGAGAUUAUCAAUACAUAUACUGAAGCAGUACAGAAGGUGGAUCCCAAACUGGCUUGUGGAAAGCUGCAUACCUUAUGGGUGGCCUUUGCUAAAUUUUAUGAAUCACAUAAACAAAUUGAUGAUGCUAGUCUGAUUUUUGAAAAAGCAACCCAAGUACCAUAUACAGAAGUGGAUGAUUUGGCUUCAGUAUGGUGUGAAUGGGCUGAAAUGGAAAUUCGUCACAACAAAUUUGAAAAUGCUUUAAAACUUAUGCAGCGUGCAACUGCGAUGCCUGUGCAUAAAGGAUCAUAUCAUGAUCAGAGUCUUCCUGUUCAAGAACGUCUGUAUAAAUCUCUGAAAGUUUGGCUACUUUAUGCUGAUUUAGAAGAAGUUUUGGGAACAUUCAAAUCUAUAAAAGCUGUGUAUGACAGAAUUAUUGAUCUUAGAAUUGCAACACCACAAGUAAUUAUCAAUUAUGGAGUAUUUCUAGAAGAAAACAAUUAUUUUGAAGAAGCAUUUAAAGCUUAUGAGAAAGGUAUAUCUCUUUUUAAAUGGCCCAACGUUUAUGAUAUUUGGAAUACAUAUCUAGUGAAGUUUUUGAAACGAUAUGGUGGAACAAAACUUGAAAGAGCCAGAGAUUUAUUUGAACAGUGUCUUGAAAGCUGUCCACGGAAAUUUGCUAAAUCAAUUUAUUUGCUAUAUGCCAAGUUAGAAGAAGAACAUGGUCUGGCAAGGCAUGCUAUGGCUGUAUAUAGCAGAGCUACUAAAGCUGUUCUUCCUGAAGAGCAAUUUGAGAUGUUCAAUAUAUAUCUAAAGAAAGCAGCUGAAAUUUAUGGUGUAACUCAUACACGUGAAAUAUACCAAGAGGCUAUUGAUUUAUUACCAGAUACUCAAGCUAAACAAAUGUGUCUAAAAUUUGCUGAUUUGGAACGCAAACUUGGUGAAAUUGAUCGAGCUCGAGCGAUAUACUCACACUGUAGUCAAAUGUGUGAUCCAAGGACUAAUCCAGAUUUCUGGAAAACUUGGAAAGACUUUGAAGUUCGGCAUGGUAAUGAAGAUACUAUGCGAGAAAUGCUUAGAAUUAAAAGGAGUGUCCAGGCUACGUUUAAUACUCAAGUGAACUUUAUGUCUGCUCAGAUGCUUAGUGCAGCAGUUGUAGCUGCUGGUAUUACAGUGCCUGAUUCUGAAAAAGAUAGCAUGCAAAAUCUGGAAGCUCAAGCUAAACUUCUUGCAUUUGAAGGACCUAAAGAAGCAGCAUUGAAUAGAAGCAAAGUUUCAUUUGUGAGAAGUGAAGAAACAAAUGAAAAGGAGUUGGAACAUGUUCAAACUAAUAAUCCAGAUGAAAUUAACUUGGAUGACAGCGAGGAUGAUGAGGAAAAAGGUGAUGAUAUUCAAGUUGAAGAAAGACCUGUACCAGAUGAAGUAUUUGGAGGACUGAAAGCAAAUUAAUUGGACUUUGAUUUUGCUUGUAAAUUUAUGUAAAUAAAUUAUUUUUAUAGAUUU